Messenger RNA from Calliphora vicina (urban bluebottle blowfly), 1862 nucleotides. RefSeq names its product probable tRNA (uracil-O(2)-)-methyltransferase. The record is from RefSeq and is a predicted model, not a curated record. Lineage: Eukaryota; Metazoa; Arthropoda; Insecta; Diptera; Calliphoridae. The transcript is spliced from 3 exons. The coding region runs from base 45 to 1760 and encodes 571 amino acids. Gene Ontology annotation, biological process: tRNA methylation. Gene Ontology annotation, molecular function: tRNA (uridine) methyltransferase activity.
AAAUUAUUGUGGACAUGCUCAAACACGUUUAAAUAAAUAAAAACAUGAAUCUGAAUAAACAGCAAUUUUGGAGGGGCAUUUCCAUUUUAUUAAACAAUUAUCAUGCUAUCAAUCGUAAAUUAUUUGCUUGUUCCAUCAUCACUGCAGAAACAGUUACCAAGGGUUUGUCGCACCUAAAAUCAAACUUGAAUGAACCACAUGAAGAGCUUAUUAAGAAUAAUUUGGAGAAAUCCCUAUUAAUACCACAAUUGCUGGAAAUCACCAAAGCAGACAAUAUUGAAAACAUCGAAGGAUUUGUUGUGAAUUUUAAAUGCAUUCCGAAAAAAGGCGGCUGUAAUGUGAAAGCAUUAGGAAUAUUAGAUCUUUUAAAUUCUUCCUACAGAAUGACUUUUCAAAACGAUACCAUGUCAGAUUUUGAAAUUAAACUUAACGGCGAAUUAGUGGUUCAUAUGCUUAAUGAAGAUUCAAGGUUCGAUAUUGAUGCGAGUUUAAGAUGGUCGGAGUUUGUGCUGAAACCAAAGUUUUACAAAUGGUGCCGAAAUGAUGAUAAGCUGAAAUGUGAUAAAUCCAAUGACUGCUCAUCGUUGCGUUUGAUAGAUAUCGAAAAAUAUAAUCGUCUUUAUAAUGAGUUUAAACAAAAAUACAGUGAAAAUGCUAUGAAGUUAUGGAAUGAUGCUAAAGAAUCUACCGACCCAUUGAAGUUUAUAUACGAAGACUUAGCCAUAGCUGCAUAUUUAAUAACUCUAUGGCAAAGUGAUCUUGUAAACCAACCACCUGCAGCAUUUGCCGAUUUAGGUUGUGGUAAUGGACUCUUGGUAUACAUUCUUAUUCAAGAAGGUUACCAGGGUUACGGUUACGAUGUACGCUGUCGAAAACUUUGGUCACUGUAUCCAAUUCAAGUUACUUCACGUUUAUAUGAACAAGCAGUAGAACCAUUCAAAUUUAAUUUACCAACUGAAGUAGAUUGGCUUAUAGGAAAUCAUUCCGAUGAAUUGUCCCCCUGGUUACCAGUUCUAGCAGCGACUUGUCGUAAAAAUAUUAACUAUUUCCUAUUGCCCUGCUGUGCAUUUGAAUUUUCGGGCAAUAAAUUUCAACGGCGAAAUUCUUCUAUUUCAGGUUACAAAGAUUUUUGUGAUUAUGCUGAACACAUAUCAAAUGUUUGUGGUUUUAAAACCGAAAAAGAUCGUUUAAAAAUACCAAGUACUAAACGCAUUGCUUUAAUUGGCCUUUCCCGCAUGUAUACUGAAAACGAUUACUCGGCUAGAAUGGAACAUAUUAAAGAGUUUGUGAAACAUGAACAACAACAGCAUCCCAACUCGUCCUUAGAAGAAAUUAAACUGAGGGAAAAGGCAGAAGCAGUUAGAAAUUGUACACAAAUCGAAAAAUCUGUAAUUGAUAAGUUGGUUAAGGAAAUUUUCAUUUUAUUGUUAGGUGAAAGUUCUAAAGAUCCAUAUGUUAAACCUAAUGAUGACGAAUGGCAAACAGGAGGUCGUUUAACAAUGUCACAAAUAGCGAAGUGUUUAGAUAAGGAAAAUUUGAAACAAAUUAAAUCUGAAUGUGGUGGCUUGAAAACAUUACUACGCAAUAAACAUGAGAUUUUUCAAUUCCAACAACCAGACUUUGUUUUAUUACGUAAACCACAACUCCAGACUUACAAUACGAAUAAACCUCAAACGGUAAAGAAGAGAGCCUGUUUCUUUAAACUACACCAUCCGCAAGGUUGUCCUUUGACAGAUGAUGAAUGCACUUUUGUACAUUAAGCAGUGUUUUUAUUUUUUAAUCCAUUGACAAAAUGUUAUUCUUCAUUUUAUUACAAAUACAAAUUUUAAUUAAAAUUUAUUAAUAUUUAUUACAUGUUUAAA